AUGGCUGUUGACAAGGAUGUAGUGCUGCGGGAUUACCCUGAUACCUUCACGGAGGAGUUUAUUCACUACUGCCGCGCCAAUCACCUCCCCCCACAGUUGUUUCACGACAUGGCUGAGUUUAUGGGAACUAUGCCACGUUAUGUCUGUGUGCUUCCACAUGACGCGUGUUCGACCGUCCCGCCCACUACCAUGACGACCAGCAGCGAUGAGAGUUGCGUGACGGCUGAGUUGGCCGAGUUGCUUGGACUGAAUGUUGGGGAAGUGAUUCCUGUUCCGUGGUUGCCGCGGCGACAUUUUUUCUCUCUUCCUCGGAGCACUUCUAUUGGCGUCCCCACGCCGCCCUCACCGCGCGUGUCUUUACUGUCGAUGGACGCGGCCUCGGCGGCGGCGGUGGUGGCGCUGCGGCCGCUGCGGGGGGAAAUUGUGUGGGACGCCUGCUGCGCGCCCGGGGCGAAGUUGGGGCUUCUGGCGGCCGCCGUUGGGCCGUUGGGGGCGGCGGUCGGAUCGGACGGGGGGGCCGCCCGCCUCGCCGUCGCCCGUUCGCUUCUCCGCCGGCGGGGGGCCGCCAACGUUUGUCUUCUCGCCGCUGACGCCCGCCGCCUCACCGCCGCCGACGCCGUGCGGGUCGCUCAGGGGGAGUCCGGCCACCGCCGACAGAAUGGAAUGACCGCCGGUGAGGAGCGGGAACUGCAGCGAUGGUCAAAGAGGCAGCGUGAAAAUGAAGGAGAAGGAAAAGGAGAAGGAGAAGAAGGAAAGGUGAGACUCGCUUUUGCAAGCGAUGAGGCACGCAAGCGGCUAGAGAAAAUGGGAAAUAGUAAAGAAGGAGGAGGCUAUGGUGGAUUUGAUCGGGUUCUUGUGGAUGCGGAGUGUUCACAUGAUGGGUCACUAGCACAUAUGUGUCUUAAUGAUGCAAGUAAAACACCCUAUACUGCUAAUGGGGAGGACCCAAAUGCUAAAACUGGAAUUGACAAUAUGUACCGCAUGAAGCGGUUAAAUUUAGCCUUAAAAGGAAGUGCUAAUACAAAUACAUCAACUGGGAAGGAUCUUCCUCCAUUAGUUUUGUUACAACUGGAACUUCUUAAAAAUGGUUAUACACAACUUAAACCUGGUGGGACUUUGGUCUAUUGUACAUGUUCUUUUUCAUAUCAGCAGAACGAGUUUGUUGUACAGGAAAUGAUGCGUCUUGUGAAUGCCAGUAAUGAAACUAAACAAUAUUAUGGGGGAGAAGCAGUACUAUGUCACCCUUUCGAAUAUGUGCAUGAAACAGCGUCUCCAGACUUAGUUUCUCCGAUAGUGAAUCUGACAGAGGAACAGGCUAUUUUUCUACGGCAACAACUGGAUACAGCUGGAGAUCCAUAUGGGAUUGUUACUGCAGGAAGUAUGACAGAUGAUAGCUCCAGUAAUAAUGGCAGUGGUAGUAGUAGUAGUAGUAGUAAUAUUGUUGGUGUACGGUUCUGGCCUCAGACCUUCGCAACCAGCUUUCAGUUCAUCUCUAAAAUAUGGAAAAAGCCGUUUCAACCUUCGACCAGCGAGUAG
Molecule: messenger RNA, 1536 nt
Organism: Trypanosoma theileri
Lineage: Eukaryota; Euglenozoa; Kinetoplastea; Trypanosomatida; Trypanosomatidae
Exons: 1
Coding region: 1-1536 (511 amino acids)
Biological process (GO): RNA methylation
Molecular function (GO): methyltransferase activity
Source: RefSeq, a predicted model, not a curated record